UUCUAUUCUCUUUCUCUCUCUCUCUACUUGUCCUUCAUUUUCUCUUGUUUCUCUCUCCUUUUCUUUUUUUUAACAGUAGACUGACUUUGGCUCUCCGGCAUUGACUGGUUCUUAAACAAAUUCACUCCGGUAACUGGACUCAGCUAAAGAUCGUGAAGUGCUAUCUGGGAGUUGAAACAUAGUCAGUCUUGAACAGUUAAAAGCGAAGACCCGAGGGAUGAAUUAGACAGCCGAGAAGAAUAGACUUACAGUUUAAGGAUGAAUCCGGCGAGAGUAUUUUCAACUCCCCAAGAGAAUGGAGGUGUCCAAAAUGGGGAUCCUCGGAUUCCUUUUAGUCCUCAAAAGCCUGUUUUGCCAUUACCAGAUCUUGUUCAAGCUGAAAUGCAACGGAAUCAGAUUGAGAUGACAGGAUGGUCAGACCUGCUCGGGAUGUAUGGUGACUUUUUACUAAUGCCAGCUUCUGAAACUGGAGUAGUUCAGAAUCCUGUCACGUCUGUGAGUUGGGAUAAAGGGUCUACUGGUCACUGGUCUGAUGUAGCAGUCUGUAACAGAAGCUCCGAUAUAGAUAUCAAUAGCUGCGAAAAUGUACCAGAUCACAGUAAGCCUGCUUGCACAAGGGUGAAUUCUUUAGAAGAACUUAUUGGUAUGAAGAACCAGUCAAAUAUGCUUUCCACCCAUGGAAGAUCAAACAACAGCAUACAUCUCAGUGAUAUACCGAUUCUUCGGAACUCAUAUGCUCGAGUUGACAGCAGCUAUGAGCAGCCGCGACUCAAAGCUGCAGGUCAAACAUUGCUCAAUGAGAGUCAAGUGUUUAUAAGUCCAAACCAGACGUUUGAUUGUUACAACCGGCACCUACCACUUGAUGGUAUGCGAAGCCCUUAUCAGGUCAAUAGAUCCUUGAUUUCACCACUGGCAUCAGAUGCUGGUACAAGUCCAAGCACAAAUAGUUUCUUCACAUUUGCACCAGUAACACCAGAACAUAACCACUUCAAUGACAACCAGCAUUUUGAGAGACAAAAUGUCCAGAUACAAGAAAGGUCUAGCCUUGAGAAAGAUGGGCAGGAGAAUGUUCUUGGGUCUAUGAAAUCCAAAGAUGACCACUCUGAUAAACUGUUACAGAGAGUCACAGAUUCAGUGGUUGUCAAUUCACCAUUGACUGAAAAGGUUGAUAAUGGCAAUGUAGGUAAUGUGGACAUUGACCUAAACAAGACACCAGCAUCGAAAACUCCCAAAAGGCGAAAACACCGGCCGAAGGUAGUAAUAGAAGGGGAAACCAAAAGAACUCCGAAGCGUGCUGCUCCGGGAGAUGGUACUCCAAAUGAGAAUCCAUCAGGAAAAAGGAAGUAUGUCCGCAGAGACGGCCUCAAAGCUUCAACAACUGAACAAACCGAAGUUAAUGAUUCCGCUGCCCAAAGAAAUAGCACUCCAAAUGAGAACCCAUCAGGAAAAAGGAAGUAUGUCCGCAGAAAGGGCCCCAAUGCUUCAACAAUUCAACAAACCGAAGUUGUUGACAAGGACAAAGUUCCUGAUGCUGGAGAGACAGAAAAAACAUGUCGGAAAAUGCUAGAUUUUGACUUGGAAGACAUAACAAAAGAUGAAAGCCUGCCAAGUACCAAUAUCCACCACCCAGAAAAACAUCAACAAAAGAAAGAAACUUUCGAUUUGAACUUGAAUUCCCAAGACAUGGAGUUGUCAUUGGCUAUCAUGGAGGCGUCUGCAAUAUCAGCUGGGCAGAACCAGAGGAAAGGAGAAAUUGCAGAGAAACUGCUAAUGGAAAAGCCAAAAGAUUUGGCAUCGCCACUUCCAUCAGCAAAUCAAGUUACAAGAAAUAACCAGGCACUGAAUGCUCUUGCAAGAAGUCUAAGUAUGCGAACUGUCACUAGGUAUCCAAACAGCAUUCAGCUGUAUGAACCAAGACAGCUAGCACUGGGUAGGAUGCCUCUACUUCUGAGAGACACAGCAUCCACAGACAACGACGGAAGAGGAUCCAAGAGGGAUCAGUGCCCCAGUUCCCCAUUUCAACCAAGAACUUUCAGCCAGAUGGGAUCUGUGUGCUCGGAAAUGUUGGGGAAUGACAACAGCAGAAGAAACUGCAGCACUUCAUCUGGUAUUCCUUCCCCUACUGCAGCUGCAAUUCAUGACUCAACAAAGUUCUUGUCAAGCAGCUUGAGCAUAAACAGAUAUAACAGAGCCAGCGAGGAGGGUAGUAGGCAUUGUGCUAGUCCCAUGGUUGUUAAACAUAAUUUGCAAAUGCAACCAAACCCAUCUCAGAUGCAUUCUUAUGCACAGCCAAUACCACAGCACAUAUCCCAACAGACGGCUGUUAUCCAUGGAUCCCAAGUACAGGCCACCAUCAGAAAUUGGAAUCAUCAGUAUCAACUCCAAAGUCUUGCCAUGGUGGUACAAAACAUUGAGAGAAGAAAUUCUCACAACAAGAUGCCAGCACAGCAGAACAUGGGGAAGACAUCGCCCAAUGAACUAACCAAUUAUGGGGAGCUGCUUCCAAGAGAGAACAAGAAUUCACGAGCUGACCAACAUCACCUGACAAAAGCUAGAGGCUUACAAGAAACACACAGACAUGCAGUGUCAGUCGACACAGGCUUACAAGGAACACACAGACAUGCAGUAUCAGUUGAUGUAAUCACACAGCAAUUGGAACGCCUUGUUAUCAGUAAUAGCAAGAAAAAUGCUGCUCAAGUGGAGCAAAAGGCCCUUGUUCCAUACAAGGGCAGUGGCACAAUUAUCCCUUAUGAGGGAUUUGAUCCUAUCAAAAGACGUAAAGCACGGCCCAGAGUGGACCUUGACCCAGAGACCAACAGACUAUGGAACGUCUUAAUGGGGAAGGAAGAAAGUGCAGAGACAAUGGACAAGGACAAUGAAAAAUGGUGGGAAGAUGAAAGGAAAGUUGUCCGUGGACGGGUAGACUCUUUUGUCGCACGAAUGCGCCUUGUUCAAGGUGAUAGGAGGUUCUCGCCUUGGAAGGGAUCUGUAGUCGACUCAGUAAUAGGAGUAUUCCUCACACAGAAUGUUUCAGAUCAUCUCUCAAGCUCUGCUUUCAUGUGCCUUGCAGCCAAGUUCCCCUUGCCAACAAGCACCAAGAAUACCCUCUCCCAAGAUGGAUGUAACAUAGUAGUGGAGGAACCAGAAGUCGAAAUAAUAGAUCCAGAUGGGACUACCAUAUAUCAUAAAGCUAGACUACAGCACAGAAUGGAAAACCACACUCAUACAUCUAGAGCUUACUUAGUAAGUGAGCAUGACAAGAGAGUUGACGAGGAAGUCAUUUCAUUACAAAACUCUCCUGACUCUCUCAUUCUUCAAGCCAAUGAAGAACUCAGGUCAAGCUCCGGAUCCGACUUAGAAAGUGAAGACAGACCAAGUUCACCCAACUUGAACAAAGACAGAACUCAAGCAAGCCAUUCUCCACCAACAAAGUGGGCUGCUGCAUUCCAGGAAUAUCAGAGUCACUUUAUGAGGAAUAGGCUUUCAGAAAAGUUGCCCGUCUUUGGGAAUCAGAAGAUAGAAACUGUAGCAGAUAUCGGGCAUAAUGAAAAUCUUGAUGCAGAGGCAUAUUUACAUGGCUAUCCAAUCAAUCCGCAUGUUCAGGUCCAAGAGAUACCAAUAAGAUCUGCCAGUAAUUCAUGGUUGAACAUGACACCAGAAUUUGGUAAACAUGAAACAGCAUGCCAUGAGAAAGAAAUCGACAUGAGCAAAAGCAUGAAACAAGUAGCAGGAAGUUCAAGUCCUUUAAUAGCUCAGCGAACCACACUUCCCUUUAUUCAUGCACCAAGGAUGGGAGAGAUGGGAGGUGUGAAAAUGCAACCUCACAAGGUAGAUAAUCAACAUUCUGUAAGUUCCCAUCAAAAUGAGAUGGCAAUGGCCUCACAACUAGAAAGCGCUUGCAUCCGACAAUCAGUAAACCAUUCAGAAGCCGUUGCUAAAGGACAAGAAGAAGGUCAAGCUUAUCCUUCAAGCAAGCAACCCAGUAUAACAGGCACCAGCAUCUCAAAGACAAGAAAAAGAAGAGUUGAGGAAGGAGAUAAGAAAGCUUUUGAUUGGGAUAGCUUGAGAAAGGAAGUCCAAUCAAAGAGUGGGAAAAAAGAAAGAAGCAAGGAUGCAAUGGACUCAUUGAACUACGAAGCAGUCAGAAGUGCACCAGUUAAAGAAAUUUCUGAUGCUAUUAAGGAACGAGGGAUGAACAACAUGCUGGCAGAGCGAAUUAAGGACUUCCUCGAUAGACUGGUAAGGGAUCAUGGAAGUAUUGACCUAGAAUGGUUGAGAGAUGUGGCCCCAGACAGAGUGAAAGAGUAUCUUUUGAGUAUUCGUGGACUGGGUCUGAAAAGUGUAGAAUGUGUGCGGCUAUUAACACUUCAUAACCUUGCUUUUCCAGUUGACACAAAUGUUGGACGAAUAGCUGUGCGAUUAGGAUGGGUUCCUCUCCAACCACUUCCUGAGUCACUGCAGUUGCAUCUUCUUGAACUGUAUCCAAUUCUGGAGUCAAUUCAGAAGUAUCUCUGGCCACGACUCUGCAAGCUCGAUCAGAGAACACUGUAUGAGUUGCACUACCACAUGAUUACCUUUGGAAAGGUUUUCUGCACCAAAAGUAAACCUAACUGUAAUGCAUGCCCACUGAGAGCUGAGUGCAGACACUUUGCUAGUGCUUACGCAAGUGCAAGACUUGCUCUUCCUGGCCCAGAGGAGAAGAGUAUAGUGAGUUCAGCAGUUCCGAUCCCUAGCGAGGGAAAUGCAGCUGCUGUGUUCAAGCCCAUGCUAUUACCCCCAGCAGCUGAAGUAAGAAUGGGGUACCCAUAUGCUCCAGUUGAAGCUGGUGACCUACCUUCUUUCCUAGAAAGGUCAAUGCCAAUACCUCAAGAGAUGACCAACUUAUUAAAUAGAGAAGCAACACUCAUUACCAACAACUGUGAACCUAUUAUUGAGGAACCAAAAACCCCAGAACCAUUGCCAGAACUAUUAGAAAGCGAUAUUGAAGAUGGGUUUUUUGAAGAUCCUGAUGAAAUUCCAUUGAUUGAACUCAACAUGAAAGAGUUCACGACCAAUUUGGAGACUAUUUUACAAGAGCAUAAUAAAGAAGGCGACGUAUCCAAAGCUCUGGUGGCCUUGAAUCCAGAUGCAGCUUCAAUUCCUACUCCCAAGCUGAAAAAUGUCGGCCGCCUACGGACAGAGCAUCAAGUCUAUGAACUCCCAGAUUCCCAUGAAUUGUUGGAAAAGUUGGAUAAAAGAGAACCCGAUGAUCCAAGUCCGUACCUUCUGGCAAUAUGGACACCAGGUGAGACUGUAAAUUCAAUUCAACCUCCUGAAACAAAGUGUGAUCAUAGUGGAUCAGGAAACCUGUGCAAUGAGACGACAUGCUAUUCGUGCAAUGGCAUAAGAGAGGCAAACUCACAAACCGUAAGAGGCACACUACUGAUACCAUGCCGUACAGCAAUGAGAGGGAGCUUCCCACUCAACGGAACAUACUUCCAGGUUAAUGAGGUAUUCUCGGAUCAUAAAUCCAGUCUUGAUCCAAUUCAUGUUCCGAGAAAAUUGCUAUGGUCCCUGUCAAGAAGGACCGUGUACUUUGGGACCUCUGUCUCAACAAUUUUUAAAGGCUUGUCAACAGAACAAAUUCAGUACUGCUUCUGGAGAGGAUUUGUCUGUGUAAGGGGAUUUGAUCGAGAGAUGAGAGCCCCACGACCUCUCAUUGCUAGACUGCACUUCCCUGCUAGUAAGAUGGUCAAAAAUAGAAGUGAUGACAAAAAAAAGGAGGGAACAGCUGCAGAGAAGGUUGCUGGUUACAACUCACCAAAAUCUGUCCAUACAAAGUAGAGAAACACAAAGAGGAGUAGGAUAAGAAUUUGAUGACUAACAUAGUGAUGACAUUCAAUAACCUCACCGGAGAUGCAAAUUUACAGCAGCAGAAUUGAAGUCACCCUUGGCGAAAAAGGGUGUAGUGUACAAUAAGCAUCUCUUAUUCUUUGAUUUAUGCUCACAAACUGAGCCAUCAUUAUUCAAGAUUUACCAAAUAGAAAACAAGGAUAGCUGUAGGAAAAUUGAGAUGUAACAUUCAUAGUUUGAAUGUGAAAACAGUUGAUGCCAUUGUAGUGGAAAAUCCUUUUUAUUCA
Molecule: messenger RNA, 6119 nt
Organism: Solanum stenotomum
Lineage: Eukaryota; Viridiplantae; Streptophyta; Magnoliopsida; Solanales; Solanaceae
Product: DNA glycosylase/AP lyase ROS1-like
Exons: 21
Coding region: 259-5823 (1854 amino acids)
Biological process (GO): base-excision repair
Molecular function (GO): DNA N-glycosylase activity; 4 iron, 4 sulfur cluster binding; DNA demethylase activity
Source: RefSeq, a predicted model, not a curated record